GCGACAUAGUCGUGAUUCUUCUCAUUUUGCAUCUUCUUUGGGCAAAGUUUCUGGAUAUCGCGCGCAACUUCAACCCCUCAUUUUCAACGCUUUCUGUGCCUUUGACUCACACCUGCAGCUCACGUGCACCCCAUCUUCGAACAGUCCGAGUCGCAGUAAAUAGCAAACAGAGAAUGGCCGCCGCGAUGCCUGAUUUCCCCAAGGAUUCCUCUCCACUCUCUCUCCGCCUUUGUUACCGUCAUCGUCGUCGUAAUCGCGAGUUCUUUGUGCCUUUGCCUGAAUUGAUUUGAGCCCACUUGAUGACAUAUUUGCCGAAAUGCAUCUACAGUGCGAUACAUCGCACCCACAGCUGAAGAGAACUGUCUCCGGCGAGAGUCGCGGGAGUAGUGGCAGCAAAGGGAGCAAUGUCUCCUCUGCCUCGUCCAACCGGACACUUCUCUUUGGAGAGAUUCCUAGUCCGGCCAGCUCGAUAGCCGACGACCUGAAGACUUACCGCUCGACCAGCUCGAUAUGCAAUCUUGUCAUGUCGACAAGCCCAGCUUUCCAGCGAUUCUGGAUGACUGAGUCCACGCGGGAAAGCUUCCUGGGACACUGCGCUGCGGAAGAACUCAGCAGCCUUCGACUCGUCUGUCACGACUUUGGGGCCAGAGCGGCGCCUUUCUUGUUCGAGGACUUGACUAUCACGUUUAAUUCCAGGAGCUUUACCAAGCCGGCGCGCAUUCGGGCACUGGACAAGAUUGGCAAACAUGUCAAGACCGUCACGUUCCAUAUGCCUCAUUCGAACCAGACGUUUCUUCCUCCCUUGAUCGAUGCUAUGACUGGAGGAGAGAAAGCAUUCCAUUACGAACCACAGCUUCAAAACAACCCAAAGGUGCCGCGCUACGGCACAUGGGAUAUGACCGAACUUCUACUCCAGCAGUAUCCCUCAUUGUUCCAUGCAGCUACAAAUGUCCCUUCCUUUGUUCGUGCCUUCUCAGCCAUGCCUGGCUUGCAACAUUUGAAGGUCAGUUGUCCAGGCCAGGAGCCGUUUUACCACUAUCGCAGAGACAUAGUCGACUAUGCACUUAUCUCGUUGCGCAUUGCGAUUGAGCGAGCGCCCUUGAAGGAGCUGAACACGUUGUCUUUCCUGCCAAUUCACGCAGCUGGUCUUCUUUACAUGCAGCCCGGCAUCGGGUUUGGCGCGACUCCAACUGGAACCCGCCGCUGGUCCCAGAUCAACAAGCUUGCCAUCCACAUGGAAAGUGUUUCAAACGAACGGUCAACCCAGACAGACCACUUGCGCAUGCUGCAUUCCUACUUGCGCUUCUUCGCGCCGCACGUGCGACGUCUGCUCUUCCGCUGGCGCGACACGCGCGGCCCCUCGCCCUUCUCCCUAGAUCACGAGCCAUGCAUGCAAGGAUCCGCUGCCAGCGCCCGCGAGACAGACGGCAACGGCCAUCAUCUCAAGUCUCUCAAGUUUCCCCAGCUCAAGUACAUGGAGCUGGAGAACGCCAUCAUGGACUCGAGCCAGAUCAGCCGCUUCAUCCACCGUCACCGACGCGUCCUGGCCGAGUUCAACUUCGAGGACGUCCAUCUUCGCACGGGCACCUGGGACGAGGCGCUCGCGCCGCUGUCGCGCAUCGCUGGCAACGAUGACUGGCGUCGCAAGCAGGAGGAGUUUAUGGAUGUGCCUAUUGUAUUCAGCCCCGUCGACGAGGAACCGCGCAUCUUGGGUCCGCUGCUCGAAGAACAUGUUGAGCGGCCACGUGGUAUGACGCUGUCGCGCUGGCUAUCAAAGUCAAAGUCCAGCGCGUCGGCGAAGCGCGCAAAGGAGCAGUUCUGGGGCAGCUCCGAGCACAUGAAGAAAUUCCUGAGAGCCUCCCUCUCGCCGUGGAGAUGAGGUGGCUAUUCCAGGCGUUCUGUUCUGGUGAUAAUCAUGGUGUCCUUGCUGGCAAUGACACGGAAAAUGCAUACGCGGGGUAUAGGUGUUAUUAUGGGGUCUGGUCAAGCGCGAUACCCUCGAGAUCGAGAAUGACGGAGGAAUGGCAACCCCGUCGUGUCUCUCUCGGUGCAGCGAUCGUUGUGGUAUGGGUGGAACGUAUCUCUUUUAAAAUAUAGUCGACGGCAAUGGCGACGACGACGACGAUGCUGAUGAUGAUGAUCUCUCACGAGUUAUACAUCCUUACGAUCUUUAUGUUGCACGACAACGACUUUUCUUUGCAUAUUUUUAUUCUUACCUAUAUUGAUUGCCUCAAUACAUAACUACAAUGAACCAACCGAAGC
Molecule: messenger RNA, 2262 nt
Organism: Pseudovirgaria hyperparasitica
Lineage: Eukaryota; Fungi; Ascomycota; Dothideomycetes; Acrospermales; Acrospermaceae
Exons: 2
Coding region: 317-1879 (520 amino acids)
Source: RefSeq, a predicted model, not a curated record